This is a messenger RNA of Diospyros lotus (date-plum), 1341 nucleotides long. RefSeq lists its product as uncharacterized. Lineage: Eukaryota; Viridiplantae; Streptophyta; Magnoliopsida; Ericales; Ebenaceae. Gene Ontology annotation, biological process: maturation of SSU-rRNA from tricistronic rRNA transcript (SSU-rRNA, 5.8S rRNA, LSU-rRNA). The coding region runs from base 115 to 1077 and encodes 320 amino acids. The transcript is spliced from 9 exons. The record is from RefSeq and is a predicted model, not a curated record. Gene Ontology annotation, cellular component: nucleolus; small-subunit processome.
CCCCUCUCUCUCUCUCUCCCCCCUCUCUCUGAACUCCCGCCGCCGCCGUCGACCCCUCCGCCUCCGUCCCUGGUCGUCAUCGCCGCUCCAAAAGGUAGCUGUAGUUAAGUUGUGAUGGAGGAGACACGAAGCUUAGAGGGUUACAAUGAGAGAAUCAGCAAAGAAGCCCCUCAGUUGGCUGCAUUGUUGGAAGACAUGAAGGGCGGGCUGGAUACAUUGAGGAGAAAAGUGCAAGCCUUGACCGCAAAGGUGAAGGCAAAUCAUUUUCCAACUGUGGAUGGAAUAAGUUAUCUUGAGGCCAAGCAUUUACUGCUGCUUAACUAUUGCCAGUCUCUUGUAUAUUAUUUGCUUCGCAAGGCAAAAGGUUUGUCAGUUGAGGGACACAGUGUUGUUCGGAGCCUUGUGGAGAUAAGAUUAUUUUUGGAGAAGAUUCGUCCAAUUGACAAAAAGAUGCAAUAUCAAAUUCAGAAGCUUACAAAGGUUACAUCUACUGCAGUUAGUGAAGUAGGGUUAAAUGAGAAAGAAGAAAGUGCAGGUCAGAAGUCAGAAGAUCUUUUGAAAUAUCGACCUAAUCCAGACAUGCUUCUUAGCAAAAUGAAUCCAACUCUUGAGGAUGGUAUUGGGGUUUAUCGACCACCAAAAUUUGCUCCUACCUCUAUGGAGGAAGAUAAGAUCUCCAAACAGGAAAGAAAUGUACUGAGAAAGGAGAAAGAAGCUCUCCGGCAAGCUAGGCAGAGUGCUUAUGUCAGAGAAUUGAUGGAUGAUAUAGAGGGAAGACCUGAAGAGGUGAGAGAAGUUGUUGGAACUGAAAGCAGGGAAGUUAUUCGAUAUAAGGCUAAGAUGGAAGAUCGUGCAAGGCGAGAAGAGGAUCUAUUUAUCCGUGCGCCUCUAGCAAAGAUAGAGAAAAAGAAAAUGAAGCACAUGUCGAAGUCCAGAAAUGGGUUACUUGGUCUGACAGACAGUUUCUAUGAUGAAAUUAAAAGUUUACCCUUGGAGGGUACUGAUGGUGAGCGCACAGGAUUUGACAGUGAAAGUGGUGAAAGACUAAAAAUUAAGAAGCGCAAGAGGAAGCACUGAAGGAUCAGAAACUUGAAUUUUUGGCUGUUAAAUUAAAGCAGUUGAACACAUGAAAGCAUCAUGGAAGUCCUGCACUUGUCCGGUACAGAGAGGAACUGAAAGCUGAUAUUUGAACUAUUUUUUCUGUUUUACAGAAGACGCUUUGAAGAAUAGAAAGGUCCAUUGGGGCGUGAACUUAGGUUUUGUUUGAUAGUUGUAUUGUAAUUUUCCUAAACUGCUCUAAUAAUUAAAAGAGGAAGAAUAGGUUGGUGAUUUUAGUCAUCA